Molecule: messenger RNA, 267 nt
Organism: Helobdella robusta
Lineage: Eukaryota; Metazoa; Annelida; Clitellata; Rhynchobdellida; Glossiphoniidae
Exons: 2
Molecular function (GO): protein binding
Source: RefSeq, a predicted model, not a curated record
CUCGAAUCGAAGCUGAAAAUAACCCUUCCCCCCGGCUUAGACGGGUGUCUGAAAGAUGGCGUCGUCCUCUGCCAUUUUGUCAACGAACUAUUUCCUGGCACCAUUUCACUUGUCUAUGUACCAAGAACUGAAAAUGUUGUUUUAUCAGUGGCUAGGUGUAGAUCAAAUGUUGAUUUCUUUAUAAACGCUUGCCACAGGCUUGGCCUUGAAAAAGUGUGUUUGUUUGUUUGCUUGUUUGCGUGUUCGUUUGUUUGUUUGAUUAUUUGA